CCCCGCACGAUGGUGCGCUUUCAAUGCGCGCCGGGAGGAGCCGGAGUCCGGAGGGGCGGGGUUACAACUUUCAGUGGGAAUUCUCAGUUCAAAAAGCUGCUACUGUCCUGCCGCGGCAGAGUCGCGUUGCUUCUGCUUUUUAUCGGGGUCGGCAAAGUCUUGCUUAAAUAUGCUCUUAGCGAGCGAGCGACACCAGAUACUUACGCUCUAGUUUAGCCAAAAAAAUAAAGAAGAGCUGAAGACGUAGAGAAGAAAGAAAGAAGCGAAGGAGCAUCAAGAAAUAAAACGCGAGUCGUGCAGGUGGUUGCACGUUGCUGACCCCGGGGACCGUCUUCAAAGCCAGACUCUCCACCCGUCCCUUCGCCUUCCGGUCUCACCUGGACUCACCGGGAUGUCCCUGGAGACGUACUCAGCGCUGGACGAGACCUCUCUCCGAGCUCUGCUGGAUGGAACCGUUGAUCUGGACGAGAGACGCCUCAUCCGUUCAGCCAUCCGGGAGCUGAGGAGGAGAGAGAUCGAGGACAUGGAGGCCGCCUUGGCCAGCAAGAGAUUCAGACCCACGCGCCUGAAUCAGCAGGAGGACAAGGAGAACCAGCACAGAUCCGAAUCCAGCGACAACUUGGACGUUCUUUCCCAAAAGCUGCAGUCGAUCCAAGACGUUGACGAGCUCACGAAAAUGCUCCGUGCUGCAGCCGAGUACGAGGAGAGGAAGAUGAUCCGAGCAGCGAUCCGACGCGUCAGAGAUGAGCAGCUGCAAGGGUCCGUGGAGAAGAGUAAAGUGUCUGUCUGCCGCCUGGCGCCUGAGAGCGCCGAGCCCCAGUGCAUCGUGGGAGCUGCGGAGACAGAGAGUCGCAGGGAUCUCCGUGCCCCGACCCAGGAGCUUCACGGCCAGCAGACGCACCACAGCAGAGAGCCGCAAAGCAGAGGGACAGGGUCUGACUCCAGCAUGGUUCUGGUUCUUGAUCACCUGGUCAAAGAUGACACGUCUGGGCCCAUGCUGAUCCAGCCUCAGAGAGAAGCUGUGACCCCAGAGUCUGACCUGCUGGAGUCCAGCCGGACCAGAUCAAACUCCACAGCUUCGGACCGCAGCGGGACUUCGGUUCACUCCAUGUCUAAUCAGGAUUCUGUGACCUCAGAGAAGAGUCUGGGCCCAAACCAGCGAUCCCGGCUGGACUCUGGAGCCUCAGACAGAAGCCAGAGUUCCUCGCAGCGGGGUCGCCUUGACUCUGGCGCCUCGGAGCGCAGCAUCAGCUCCCUGUCUUCUGCGAGGCAGAGACUGGGAUCGGAUGUCUCCGAUUCGUGCGUCAGGCCCCGCCUGGGCUCCGGGAAUAAAGACAGCAUGGAUGUGUUAUCUAGAAAACGGAUGGACUCUGUUACAUCCAACCCCAGCAUGAGGUUAUCUGCUGAGGAGAAGGCUCCAUUGGAGGACGUGGAGAAAACAAGAAGUGGUUCAGUUAACAGCACGGACUCAGAAACUGAAACGGGUUCAGCCGGCGUCUCCGCUCGAUGUGACCAGGACCGCGGUCAUGACCAGGAUCAGCCAGACGGGGCGCUUUCAUCCCGAAGAGAUCCUGACAACGGAGUCCUCAACGGCCACGCUCAGGGAAAGUUGAAUUUCAAGAUUCAAAAGAUAACGGCUAACGGAAAUCUGACAUUCGCUCACGGCAAGGCCAAGGAAAGUGCAUCUGAAAAGAAAGACGGCAUCUUGGAGCAGUUCAGCCGCACCAACUCUGUUCGAGACCGUAUGCGCAAGUUCACAGAGGCCAGCCAAAGCGCGCACCCCCCAGCUUUGAAGAAGACCCCUGUGAGAAACGGGGCCACCUCCGGGCUGACUAAUCUCUCCAGAGCUGCUGAGCUGUUUGCACACGCAUCAGCAUCCCCCGGCCCGUCUGAAGACAGGCCAGCCAGGCCACGUGUUGGCUCGGCGUCCACCACGUCCGCUCUGCCGACGGCUCCUCAGCCCCUCAAAGGAGUGGUCGAAAGACCUCCGUCUUCAGCCAGCCAAUCGCAGGACUCCCUGGGCGGGAUGAGGCUCCCAGUUGAAAAAGAUGUGCCUGCCUCGGCGGAGCCAAAGGAAGACAGGACCCCGGGGAGAGCAGCCGAGAAACAGGUCCCUGAGGGAGAGGAAGACCCCGACAUGAAGACUUUCCUCACGAUUGAGAUCAAAGACGGGCGCACCACCACCACCUCCUCCUCAUCCGCCUCGUCAGCGGCGAGAGGCAACACCCUGCCUGUCACCAGCAUGACCCCGCGGGUCGCCCCUCUGGGGCAGAGACCAGAGCUGACCCUUGGCCUUAGAGCUACACCAUUCAAGAUCUCCUCAUCUACCUUCUCCUCCGGAUCCUCCAUCAAGAUGGAGACUGAGCCCGUAGUCGCCGCUGAGCCGGUAUUCUCAGCCGGACCGUCGGUGGUCGGGACGCGCCAAGUCCCCACCAUCCCCAACGGCUUCAGCACUCAGACGAAACCCGCAGAGAGCUCCGGAAAACUGACGGCAGAGAAGCUCGCCGCCAUCGACGAUGAGGAGCUCCUGGACAAGAUGCUCGAUGAGUCCAAAGAUUUCGAGGAGAGGAGGAUGAUCCGUGCCGCCAUGAGAGACCUUCGCAAGAGAAAGAGAGAGGCCAUGCUGGGAUGUAGCCAGGAGGAAAUGGACCAAAGAGAGAAGGAGCGCGACACUCGUCUGCAGGAGCUGCGGCAGCAGAGGGAGGAGAAGACGCAGAAAGGUCGCGCAGGACCCGGAGCUGGAGAGGUGGUGAUAAGGAAGAUGGAGAAGUCGGCCGAUGGUUCAACCCUCAGUCAAGUGACUAAGACAAACCGUUUCGCUCAGUCUGAUGAUGGAAGCAAGUCAACACGCAGCACAGUUGUAGAGACCAGUUUUGUGAAGAAAACCGAUAGAGGAACAGUCCAGUCCAAAUCGUACAGCUUCACCUCGUCCUCGUCCUCCAACACAAGCAAAAAAGUUGGCAGUGUGUUUGACCGCGAGGACGACACGGCGCCUCGAGGCGGCAGCGGCGGUUUGGCCGCUAUCGAGCGGCGGCAGGCGGACAGGCGCAGGGAGCUGAUGAGGGCCCAGACGAUGCCCAAGACGUCCGCCAUGCAGGCCCGGAAAGCCAUGAUAGAGAAGUUGGAGAAGGAGGGAGGCGGCCCUGGGAAUCAGGCGGUAGCCAAGGUGAACAGGGUGCAGCGCUCCACCAGCUUUGGCGUGCCUAACGCAAACUCCAUCAAGCAGAUGCUCCUCGACUGGUGCCGCGCCAAGACGCGCUCGUACGAGCACGUGGACAUCCAGAACUUUUCCUCCAGCUGGAGCAACGGCAUGGCGUUCUGUGCCCUGGUGCACAACUUCUUCCCCGACGCCUUCGACUACGACUCCCUGAGCCCCAGCAACCGGAGGCAAAACUUUGAGGUGGCCUUCAGCGCCGCAGAGACGUACGCCAACUGCAUGCCUUUGCUGGAAGUGGAGGACAUGAUGAUCAUGGGUAACAAGCCAGACUCCAAAUGCGUCUUCACCUACGUGCAGUCGCUGGUGAACCACCUUCGCAGAUACGAGAUGUCCAUGGGCCGCCCCUGCGAUCUCUGACCUGCAGCCGCGCGCCUUUGUAUCUCUGAUGGACACGUCAGGGAUUCUGUGUGUGUGUGUGUGUGUGUUUGUGUCAUUUUGCUUCUAACAUGUGCUGGCAACGCUUCGUUGUUUAGACAAGAAGUCUACCUCUUUAACAGAAAGAGAGGAUGCCUGCAUUUAAAAAAAGAAAAAUCUUAUUUUCUGUAUUUAAACUGGGCUCAGUGCAGAUUUCAGCUGUCAUUCAUCAGGUGUUAAGACCCUAACCUUCAAAAAAGAAAGAAGUGUUUAUAUGGUAGCUCCUCUUUUAAAUUAUUUAUACCCUAAUUUUUCCCUGCUGUUAUUUGGUUUAUCCUCCUGGCGAUUCUGUUGGUAAAUCCACUGAAACAGCAACAUUUAUACAAACUUUAUUUGCUUUCUGUUUUGGUACCUUUUCCAUUUUUAACCAAACUCUGGUUUCUUGAAUUAUUUUAAGUUAUGUGUUCAGAUGAUAAGAUAAAGAGUUUUAAUUGAUGAGCACGGGGGUGUUCAUUCUUGUUUAUUGAGGUGAAUUCGACAUUGUCAGAGCGAUCUUUUGCUUUAAAAAAAAAAAAAAAAAAAAAACUUCCAGCACAGCACUGCUGAUAAAAUUGUGCGGUUCUGAAAACUGAAUCCGUUCUGUACAAGGCUGGCAAAGUUGGCGCUUGAGAGCGUAUUUAAAGCAUUACUCGAUGUUUUCUGAUGACACAUUUAAAGAAGAAAGAAAAAAAAACGACCACACUGUCGACGAUGACCUGCCUAAGACUGUCAAUUAGAAAGUUUAUUUAUGCUCAAAUUGGUUUUAAUGCUGGUGUUUUAGUUUGUGUUUUUAAGCAUUUAAGCAGUUAGGUAAACUAAGUUAAUAAGCUGAAGUCCUUGGUCAUUUCUUUCUGUAACUAAUUAGACUGGCUUCUGUCUCAGUAUGAACAGAAAUGCUGAACAACUUAAAGCGAAGAGAUUUGAGAAGAUGAGUUUUAAUUUAAGGUCCUUUUUUGAGAGAAAAUAAUGAAAAGUUGUUUUCCGAGAGUUGUUUUAAUUGAAAUUUAUUUCUUAAAGCUCGUUUUUAAAUGAGAAUUUAUAGAGUUGCUGAGCUGCUUGCAAAUGGAAAAUGGAGAAAAAAAACAACAACCCACGAAGCAGUGAGCAAUGAGCGUCUUUGUGUAUAUAAGAGCUUAAACACAUUGUAUAAUUCCAUGUUUUCUGUGCACCACAGGUAAAUGUAAAUUAACAAUUAAACCAAUUUGAGAAAUGAA
Fundulus heteroclitus (mummichog) is the source of this 4824-nucleotide messenger RNA. RefSeq names its product smoothelin b (gene smtnb). Gene Ontology annotation, cellular component: microtubule organizing center; filamentous actin. NCBI's taxonomy places the organism in Eukaryota, Metazoa, Chordata, Actinopteri, Cyprinodontiformes, Fundulidae. Gene Ontology annotation, molecular function: protein binding. Bases 392 to 3574 code for a protein of 1060 amino acids. The transcript is spliced from 20 exons. The record is from RefSeq and is a predicted model, not a curated record. Gene Ontology annotation, biological process: actin cytoskeleton organization.